GUAAUAACGGACGUACUAUUUCUACAUAGUUAUACAGUAUAUAUGUAUUACAUUUACGAAAAAAGAAUUCCAGAUUGAUGUUAAAUAAAAAAGACUUGCAACAAAUAAAUGAAAAUGGACGUGUCCUUUUUAAAAUGAGAAAGUGAUAAAGUGCGUUUUGUGUUUUUCACUUAUAUAAUAUUAUAGGAUAAUGUAGUGAUUUAUUUUGUAUAUUCAAUAAUUUUCAUAAUGUCACCAACAGAUUGCGGAUGGACAGAUGUAAAUAUAAAACUGAAAGUUACCUGGUUGGUUAGCGAUCAAUUACCAGAAACGAAUGAAGAUGUAACACAAGACAUUCUGCGAGAUACUCCAGAUUCAGUGUUACGUUGACGCCCGAAACAUGCAUAACGUAAAAAUAUUUAAAAAUCUAUUAUUGGCGUCGUUAGUUGUGACUAUAGUUUACACUAUAUAUCCCAAGGUAUACAUAGGCACGAGUGAGCCCAUCAAAAAAUACACACAUGAACAUUUUAUACAGUAUUACAAUGGUACGGAAGACUUUUUAAUCGACACACCUGGAUGUUUCAUACCCAAUUAUAUGCAAACAAUGAAAUUCAAUGAAGCGAAUGAUGCCAAGAAAACAUGUGGCGAACGAACAAUAUUUAUUAAGAAAAAAUCUAAUGAUAUUUUAAUGUUUACAAUCGAUGAAAUAAAAAUGAGACAUUAUACAAAGAAGAAGUAUUCAUGUUGCUACCAAUUCGCUGGACCGUCUAAUGUUUCAGGGAAGUUAGAUUAUACUUCAUUAAGAUAUUCGAGUUGUAAAGAAUUCAAAAAUGGAACGGAGACAGUUUUAAAAGAGGAAGUAAUAACCGUGAAAUGCACACUUAAUGCAGCUAAAAAAGUGUUAAUUUAUGAAGACGCAUAUGCAAUACUAAAAAAAAUAAAAAAACCCUAUGAAAAGAGGGACGACGAGAGAUCUUGGAACAUUUUAAUAUUAGGAAUGGAUACCAUGUCAAGAGGUCGCGCUUACAGCAGUAUGCCAAAAACAACUGAUUAUAUGUUAACACACAAUUGGUUGGACUAUAGAGGAUACCAAAAGGUAGGAUACAACACAUUCCCGAAUGUAAUGUCUUUAUUGACUGGCAAGAACAUGUCAACAAUAUACAGAGCCUGCUCAUCGGGUAUGGAUAAAUGUAACCAAAUGCUUAUAUGGUCAAAAUUUCAAAAGGCAGGUUACGUAACCGCCACUGGUGAAGACUACUUAAGACUACCCGACACAUUUGGUAAAUACGGAUAUAAAUCCGCACCCACCGAUCAUUACUUACGGCCGCUCUUUCUGACAGGAGAACAUUCGUAUGGUAAUCUAGUAUGCACGAAGAAGAUGGCAUCGCCGAAUCAUAUCCUUGAUUACGCUACAGCGUUUUCAGAAACUUACAAAGACGAAAAGUUUUUUGGAAUGUUUUGGUUUAAUUCAUACAGUCAUAAUCUAGAAAAUAAACCUCAACUUAUUGAUGAUGGAAUCGUGAAUUACUUUAUUAGACUUAACAGUUCAGGCGUCAUGAACAAUACAUUAAUAUUUUUCUUAAGCGAUCAUGGAAUGCGGUACGGGAAAAUGAGAGAACAAGUCGAAUCAUAUUAUGCAGAACGUCUACCAAUGCUAUUCAUAUGGGUCCCUGAGGAUUUUCGAAAAAAAUAUCUACAAGAAUAUAUAAAUUUAGAAAUUAAUCAAAAUCGAUUAAUAACGCCAUAUGAUUUACAUCUAACAUUAUGGGACGUAAUGAUCAGGUCGAAAAUGUCAACAGAUAAAAUUGCUUCCGAAGCAUGUCCAAAUUGUGAUAGUAUUUUUAAUGAAAUAAGUCCAUACAGAAAUUGCGCAGACGCAAACGUCGACGAAAAAUGGUGCACGUGUCAUAAAAUGAAAAGUGUUAAUCGAACUGAAAUUGACGUAAAACACAGUAUUGAAUUAGUUGUAAAAUAUUUACAAAAUAAAACAAAAAAUAUACAGACGACUUCGUGCAUGAAAUGUGUAGUGUUAAAUUUAAAAACUAUUUUACGAACGCACACGUACCGCGACGAAUCUCUUAACAGUACUUAUUUUGUAUUAGCGUUAGUGAUGACGCCAGGCAACAUCGGCUAUGAAGCAACGAUUGUAAAACGUAAUGGAGAAUUGAGUAUCAUGCAGCCUACUUAUACGAUAACAAGUUAUAACACUAGAGGCAGUUGUGUUAUUGAACCAAAUCAUCGUUCAUAUUGUGUCUGUGAAAAAAUAGCUAAAUGUAAAAUUAAACACUAAAAAAUU
Molecule: messenger RNA, 2275 nt
Organism: Nymphalis io (European peacock)
Lineage: Eukaryota; Metazoa; Arthropoda; Insecta; Lepidoptera; Nymphalidae
Exons: 6
Coding region: 380-2269 (629 amino acids)
Source: RefSeq, a predicted model, not a curated record